This is a messenger RNA of Seminavis robusta, 357 nucleotides long. The record is from the annotation of a GenBank genome assembly. Lineage: Eukaryota; Bacillariophyta; Bacillariophyceae; Naviculales; Naviculaceae.
AUGGUUCGCGAGGCUGAGGAAUUCGCCGAGGAGGACAAGAAGGUCAAGGAUCGUAUCGAUGCCCGAAACGGACUCGAAUCAUACCUGUACAACCUCAAGAACACUUUGGAGAUGACGAGAAGGGUCUUCGUGACAACUGUGCUGCCUGAAAGACAAGAAGGAGCUUACCGACAUGAAUUGACGGACUUUGGACUGGAUGGACGAAACCCAGAAGCUGACAAGGAAGACUACGACGGAGAAGCUGAAGGGAAGUUGAGAAUGUUUGCCAACCCAUUAUUUGCGAAACCUUCUACGCUGCGGGAAGGAGGCGGCGGCGGAGGUGCUGAUGCCGACGACUUUGGUGAUGAUGAAUUGUAA